AUGGAUGUUGGGAUGUCAGUCGUCAAAAUCAUUACACCCAUGAUCACACAGCUGGUCAGUAGCGGCACAAACAACUCCAAAGAGAAAUCUGAAGAACAUACGAGUUGCAAACUUACAUCAGUAGAAGCUGAAGAGGGACAGGGAACUUCUGGUGAAGCAGAGAAAGCAAAAAACUCAGCACAGGGGACCAAAAGAAAAAGAGAUACAAAAAAUAGCACAGCUUGCGGUCCAGGAGACACAUCACAACGCUGUGCCGGUGUGAAACCUCUGAAGACACCGACGCGGAUCCCCAUCCCCCCUCUACCUGAAGUCCUGCCGCCUGUCAACCUGGUCCACAGGGAUGUCAUUCGUGCUUGGUGCCAGCAGUUAAAACUGAGCACCAAAGGCCCGAAACUAGAUGGAUAUAAACGACUCUGUGAAUAUGCUUACCCUCAUCAAAAAAACAUUCCUGCCACAACACAGGAGGCCAGGAUCCUGUCACUAUCGAAAAGGAUAAAGAUAGAAAAGGGGGAACUACCACUGGAAUGCUCUGUUGAGAAAACAUCUUCUGAUGGGGCUGCUCCUCUUGCACGGGGGCCACCUGCCCUUGAGGGAGCUCCUCCGCCUCUUGAGGCAGUUGUAUCAACUUCUGCCCUCGACUCAGAAGCUGUGUUUGCCUCCUGGAGCAGAAUGACAGCCAGGGCCGUGAAGACGGAGUCAGUAGGAUCACAAGAGACCUGUGGAAUAAAGUAUUAA
Molecule: messenger RNA, 735 nt
Organism: Budorcas taxicolor (takin)
Lineage: Eukaryota; Metazoa; Chordata; Mammalia; Artiodactyla; Bovidae
Product: developmental pluripotency-associated protein 4-like
Exons: 2
Coding region: 1-735 (244 amino acids)
Biological process (GO): system development
Cellular component (GO): nucleus
Molecular function (GO): chromatin binding
Source: RefSeq, a predicted model, not a curated record